Molecule: messenger RNA, 904 nt
Organism: Amborella trichopoda
Lineage: Eukaryota; Viridiplantae; Streptophyta; Magnoliopsida; Amborellales; Amborellaceae
Source: RefSeq, a predicted model, not a curated record
UUUUGGGGUGGGGUUGAAGUGUUUAUCGAGUUUAUUCCAGAGGGUUUUUAACAAUUUUUUUUAAAUUUAUUUGCAAAAAUUUAUCGGGAACAAGCAGCUACAAGCUACACACUUAUCUAAGGAGGUAAAUUUGCAAACCAGCAACCUAGAUAUCCACCCAUAUUUCCAGCAAAUUUUUGAGCAUUCUUCAUCCGAGUUUCAAGUUCAGACUACCUCCAACCAGAAGCAUGAUGGGCACUGUCAUGAUAUGCUUUAUAUGUCAUUCGAAGUCUGAAAACGCAUUGAUUGGGCAUAACAAUGGGUGAAAGAUGCAUUGUACAGGCCAAUCGAUUUGCACUUGGUAUAUGGUGCCAAUAAAAUUCAAAUAAGCCAGUAGAGAGUGUAUGAUCAGGAACGUUUCUCCAUUUUGGUAUCUUCACAGAGUAUACGGUGAUGGAGAUUUUGGCAGGGGAAAGUGAACUUGUCCUUUCCACUGGAAGCUCUGAUCUUAUAUAUGGAGCAUGGAUCUGUUUGCUCCCAGUGAGUGAAAAGCAUUUGGCUGGUGAAAUUAUUUCUGGACAAAUUAAUAUGCUCAAGGUUCAUAAGAAAAAUGAUAAAAAUUAUUUAGAGAGGGAGGAGGUGGAGAAGAAGAAGCUGGAUGAUAGAGUAAUAAAUUUGGUGUUCGAUAUGGAUUUGCAAACUGUCUGUGCUCUUGAUAUUGCAAACUUCAUUAUUCAACGGACCUACAUGUUGCACAAAACUUCUAUAUAUAUUGAUAGCGACAGGUGCAAGCCUAGGAGUUCGUGUUUUACGGCCAAAGUACGAAGCUAGUCUUCUUGAAGAAUGUGGUUGGACCUUGUCUAUGUCUAAGCUGUUUCGCCUUGGUUUUUACUCUAUGUUGAUAUGUGUAACAUCGGGCCUUGAU